Messenger RNA from Closterium sp. Naga37s-1, 2349 nucleotides. The record is from the annotation of a GenBank genome assembly. Lineage: Eukaryota; Viridiplantae; Streptophyta; Zygnematophyceae; Desmidiales; Closteriaceae.
AUGCUGGGGAAGGGGUUACAUCGAGGAUGGCAGGCAGCCAGCUGGGAAGAACAGCGAGAGGAGAGCGAGCCAAACGUCGCAGCAUGCAAGCGAGCCGCUGGUACAGUGAUGGGUGGGGUGACGAGGGUUUGGAUUCCACACCGACCCCUCCCCACCCACGAUGAUCCUUGGACAGUCCUUCACAGGUGGGGCUGCUGGUCACAGGUGGGGCUGCUGGUCACAGGUGGGGCUGCUGGUCACAGGUGGGGCUGCUCGUCACAAGUGGGGCUGCUGGUCCUGGUGCCUGGUGCUGACGUGACGGCGCUGGUGCUGGCGGCUGGCGCUGGUGCUGGUGCCUGGUGCUGGCGGCUGGCGCUGGUGCUGGUGCCUGGUGCUAGCGUGACGGCGCUUGUGCGUGGUGCUGGCGGCUGGCGUUGGUGCUGGUGCCUAGUGCUGGCGGCUGGCGCUGGUGCUGGUGCCUGGUGCUGGCAUGACGGCGCUGGUGCCGGUGCUGGUGCUGGUGCCUGGUGCUGGCGGCUGGCGCUGGUGCUGGUGCCUGGUGCUGGCAGCUGGCGCUGGUGCUGGUGCUGGUGCCUGGUGCUGGCGGCUGGCGCUAGUGCUGGUGCCUGCAUUCCUCCGCCACUACCUUCUCCCUUUCCCUCUCCCCCCCAUUGCGAGCGUUCCGCCGCCAAUCCCUUCCCCUCCUCCCUCUCCCACCCACAGCGACCGCCGCUGCACACGCGAACAGUCGCGACGGGGGGGAUGACGGGCAGGGGGCCCGGGGAAUGCGACGGGAGGGAAGAAAACGGGACGGGGGGGGGGGGGGGAAGGGCCGCGACGACCGCCACAGACGCCGUCCCCUUCAUUCCCGAUGCCGCCCCCCCAACCCUUCCCCACUCUCGUGCAAACUCGGCAGCAGGCCAUCCCUCUCAUUUGUUUCUCACCAACCCUCCACCUCCUUCCCCACCGCAACGACUACUGUCCCCUCCUUCCUUCCCCCCACCUUUCCUCCUCUCUCUUCACUAUUCAUCCCGGCUGCCAUCUACCUCACCACCCUCCCUGCGGCCAUGGCAGGUGACCGUCUCCUUCGACCACGCCUCGCUGUCGCUCUCCCUCCUGUCCGACCUGCUACUCCUCGCUGUCUUCGACUCCGCCCUCUCCCGCGACGACACGUCAGCAGCUAAUUUUACUGGCUUCGCUGCCGACGCGUCAGGCGGUGCUGAGCUGGCAUCUCUCGACGUCACGCUGUCAGGUGCCCUCACUGAGCUGGCAUCUGACCCAGAUUUCAGAGCGAAGCCCGGGCAGGUUUCGCAAGUCCUUCGCUUUCCUGGGCAGCCGUUUAAAAGAGUCGCGCUGCUGGGACUGGGCAAGCCGGAUGUGCUUUUAAAGGGGGAGGCCGGCUCAUGGCAGGGGGUAGGCUCCGCUAUAGCGAGCGCUGCUAAAACGAAUCAAGCUAGCAAGGUAUCCCUUGCAUUCCUCGGCAAGCCAGAGGCGGCGGAGGGGCAGGAGAUUAAAGUCGGGAGCGCGGUUUGGGGGAUAGUGACGGGCGCCAUAGUAGGUAGCUUCGAGGACGUGCGGUUCAAAUCGGAAGAAAUGGAGAAGGCGAAGGAAGAGAGGGGUGUGAAGGAGUUGCAAGUGGUGGGGCUGGGUGACGCGGAGUCACUGCAAAAGGACGUGUUCGAGACCGCCCCUCACGCGGACGUGCUGAGCGCGCGUGUACUAGAAAAGGACGAAUGCGCCGCCCUGGGCAUGGGGUCGUACCUGGCAGUGGCGGAGGCAUCAGCGGCGGACAACCCGCCCAAAUUCAUCCACGUCACCUACACACCACUUGCUGCUGCGGAUGGUCAAGGGGCGGAGGAGAAGCCGCUGAAGAAGCUGGCGCUGAUCGGCAAGGGACUCACCUUCGACAGUGGCGGCUACAACCUCAAGGCGGGGCCGGGUUCAAUGAUUCACCUGAUGAAGUUUGACAUGGGCGGCACUGCUGCUGUGCUGGGCGCUGCCAAGGCCAUCGCUGCCAUUCAGCCCCAGGGCGUGCAGGUGCAUUUCAUCAUAGCAGCGUGUGAGAACAUGGUCAGUGGGGGCGGCAUGAAGCCGGGCGACAUCAUCACCGCCUCCAACGGCAAAACCAUCGAGGUGAACAACACGGACGCGGAGGGGCGGCUGACACUGGCAGAUGCGCUGCUGUACGCGCAGCAGCAGGGCGUGGAGAAGAUUGUUGAUGUCGCCACCCUCACUGGCGCUUGCAUCAUCGCCCUCGGGAACGACAUCGCUGGUCUCUUCACCCCGAGUGAUGAGCUGUUAGCGGAGCUGGAGGCGUCAUCCAAGGCGUGUGGUGACAAGGUGUUGUGCAUGCCCAUGGAGGAGGCGUAA